AUGGCAGGGGCCAAUGGCACACUUGAGGAUCUGUCUUUUACUCAUCAGCAAUUCUAUAAGGUAGACUUUAAUGCUGUCAACAGUAUUAAAACUGCAGUGGCUGCACUGAUACCCCUGUUCUUCAUCUAUGUAAACUGUGUCAUGCUCUUUGCUCUAGGAAGCAAGCCCAUAUUCCAUGAGACGCCACGCUACAUUCUUUUUGGCCACAUGCUUAUGAGUGACUCCGUACUUUUGCUGGUCACCACCAUCAUGUAUGCCAUGUCUCUGUCUGUCCUUCAAAUAACUAAAGCCAUCUGCACUCUUUUAGUCUUUGUAUCCCACUGCACGCUCCGAAUUGCUCCUCUGACACUGGCAGUGAUGUCCCUGGAGCGGUAUGUGGCUAUCUGCUUUCCUUUAAGGCACUGCAACAUCGCCACACCAAAAAGGACUUGCAUCGCAUUAGGAAUCAUCUGGUUCUUUAGCUCUCUGAGUAUGGGUAUAGACAUUAUAUAUGCAUUAAUUGUCAACCCCAAUUAUUUAACAGAGAUGUCAAACUGCUCACUUGAGAGAUUGUUUAUAGCCAAAUGGCAGAUAUAUAAACAUGAAGUGUUUGAUGUGCUUUAUUUUGUGUCUGUUGCAAUUAUCAUUAUUUUCACUUAUGUUAGCAUUAUUGUGAUAGCCCGGUCUGUUUCAUCUAAAAAAGAUUCUGCUAGGAAAGCCCACACAACAGUGUUAUUGCACUUGAUUCAGCUGGGCCUGUGUCUCACCUCUUUCCUCUAUACUACAAUAGAAAGAACACUGUACAUGCUGAGUGUAGGCAAUUCUUCAAUUUUCAACCACCUCAGAUUUCUGAAUUAUCUUCUUGUUCUUCUGCUGCCACGCUGUCUGAGCCCUCUGAUCUACGGUCUGAGAGAUGAUGCCGUGAGCCCUUUAUUCAAAUAUUUCCUCUGUCGAUCAGGCAAAGUAAGGCCCUCUGUUAAUGUGCAUUAA
Xyrauchen texanus (razorback sucker) is the source of this 969-nucleotide messenger RNA. Its product is annotated as odorant receptor 131-2-like. The transcript has a single exon. Gene Ontology annotation, biological process: G protein-coupled receptor signaling pathway. Gene Ontology annotation, cellular component: membrane. Bases 1 to 969 code for a protein of 322 amino acids. NCBI's taxonomy places the organism in Eukaryota, Metazoa, Chordata, Actinopteri, Cypriniformes, Catostomidae. Gene Ontology annotation, molecular function: G protein-coupled receptor activity. The record is from RefSeq and is a predicted model, not a curated record.